AACCCCCACCAUCUUUUGAAGCGCGCUUCGCCCCGCUGUAGCGCCCCGCGAGUUUUCAUCUGAGCUCAGCGGCCUCGUUGGCGCCUCGCUGGUCAACAAUGCCAUGGUUUCCCACCGGGGACAGGUCCUUCUCCUGUUUCAUGCUUCAGCUAACUUCAUCUCUGCGUCAGUCUGACGCUUGAAUUUCGUUCGCCCAUGCAAAUGAGCAAAUUCCACCGUUGACAACACAACACUCCCUUUAAGUACCGACACUGGAGCAGUAUUCGCGAGCUCUGCAUCAUAUCUGCAGCAACAAAUCGGGUUGCCAUUCGCGAGUGGAGGCUCGUCGAACGAAAUGACCGGCACUCGAGAACUUCCCAGCCAUGCCGAACUUCAGCCAUGUGACCACACGGUUGCAGGACAUGAUGGGGCACUGUCCGACGCCAAUGGCGAGCUUUUUAUCAAGCCCUGCAUGCAGCAGGAGAUUGACUUCUACGAGAAAGCCUUCCAGGAGCACCCCGAUUUUGCUGCGCUUAUGCCCGUCUACCUCGGGACCCUUGCCCUCAACGACGCGACCGAUGCCAGCUCCUUGAAUGAGCAGCUUCCUGCCGUUGCCGAACAUCUCAGCGAGGGGCUAAAGGAAGAGGCAGUGUUAGCGGUAAAGGAGACCUUGGGCAAGGCAGCUGAUGAACCGGCUGACGGGCAAGGCAACAUCGCGUGGAAGCCGAACAAGAACCGAAGGAUCGUAACAAACGCGUCGGUUGUUCUCGAGAACAGCACUUACGGAUUCAAGAAACCCAACAUCCUCGAUGCGAAGCUCGGCCGGCGGCUGUGGGCCGACGAUGCGCCCAUGGAGAAGCGCAAGCGAUUCGACGAAAUCACCAAAGCGACCACCAACGGGUCGCAUGGUUUCCGCAUUGCGGGAAUGCGUGUGUACAAGGGUUCCGAUAACCCCGAGGAGCUCGACUCGGAAGACUUUAGGAUCUACAGCAAAGACUAUGGCAGGUUCCAGGUCAACAAGGACAACGUCGUGCAGGAGAUCGGCAAGUUCAUUUUCAACGAGCGGGCCGGUAUUGACGAAGACCUCGGGAGAGCGGUUGCGCAGGCCUUUCUUGGGGAUCUCAGGCGGGUGGAGCACGUGCUGGCCAACUCGGAGACGCGCAUGUACUCCGCCAGUCUGUUAUUUACAUUCGAGGGCGACGGUGAGGCCCUGCGAGAAGCAAUCGAACAAAACAAUGCGCUCGCUUCCGAGAUGGAAGAGAAGAACAGGGAGCUUGACCUCGCGCAGGAGACAGUCGCCGAGCUCGAGGCGCAAGUGCAUUCUGGUGCCAUUGAAGGCGACGUCAAGGUGGUGGAGCUCAUGGGAGAUGUUGCCGCCGAUAGUGACGAGGACGGAGAUGCCGAGCUGUCUACGCUGCCGAGGAUAUAUUCUCUCAAGCUCAUCGACUUUGCACAUGCCGAGUGGGUGCCUGGCCAGGGGCCGGAUGAGAACAGCCUUCUCGGUGUUCGUAGUCUGAUAAAGAUAUUUGAAGAGCUGGUUCGGUAAAGGAUAGAUGGAUGAAGAGGUGUUUCUCAUGAGAGACGGUAUUCUCAGGCACUUCGGUAACGAGGAAAUGUGUUGAUCAGACGUCAAUCAUGAGGAAGGUUGUUAGAGAAGGUCAUUGCGUUGUAUUUCCUGAAUACCCCCUUUUACUUUUCUUUUGCAUUAGAGAACACAGCUGGAUCUUGCCCAAUUUCAAGCCUGCUAUCCUUUAGACGAAAAACUACAUCUCUAAGCAUUCUAAAUGUAUACUAUUAGUGUCACAGAACCAUAGUAGGUCUGGGAAG
Messenger RNA from Parathielavia appendiculata, 1806 nucleotides. RefSeq names its product SAICAR synthase-like protein. The coding region runs from base 335 to 1525 and encodes 396 amino acids. Lineage: Eukaryota; Fungi; Ascomycota; Sordariomycetes; Sordariales; Chaetomiaceae. Gene Ontology annotation, molecular function: inositol hexakisphosphate kinase activity; inositol-1,4,5-trisphosphate 3-kinase activity; inositol-1,4,5,6-tetrakisphosphate 3-kinase activity. Gene Ontology annotation, cellular component: nucleus; cytoplasm. Gene Ontology annotation, biological process: inositol phosphate biosynthetic process; phosphatidylinositol phosphate biosynthetic process. The transcript has 2 exons. The record is from RefSeq and is a predicted model, not a curated record.